Messenger RNA from Verruconis gallopava, 1447 nucleotides. RefSeq lists its product as uncharacterized. The record is from RefSeq and is a predicted model, not a curated record. Lineage: Eukaryota; Fungi; Ascomycota; Dothideomycetes; Venturiales; Sympoventuriaceae. Bases 1 to 1392 code for a protein of 463 amino acids. Gene Ontology annotation, biological process: ubiquitin-dependent protein catabolic process; protein polyubiquitination; positive regulation of proteasomal ubiquitin-dependent protein catabolic process. Gene Ontology annotation, cellular component: ubiquitin ligase complex; cytoplasm. The transcript is spliced from 5 exons. Gene Ontology annotation, molecular function: ubiquitin protein ligase activity; ubiquitin conjugating enzyme binding; zinc ion binding.
AUGGCGAUAGAAGAUUUGAAAAAUCCUGAAGCUGCAGUGCGAUCAUGGGGCUUCAGCCGUGUAUUCACCUGGACCGAUGGCCCGAAUGCCCAUUAUCCACCGCACUCUCAUGAUGGUCUCACUACACAUCUUAUAAAGAAGGGACAGCUCACAAUUACAUACCCAAAUGAUGAGUCGCCUCGGAAAGAGACGUUUGGUGUUGGCUCUAGAAUUGAUGUGGAUGCUCAUCGGGUUCAUGAGGUCUGGAUGGGCCCAGAAGGCUACGAUUUCCCCCUGGACGACGAGUCAGGCAAUCGAGUGCUUAUCACGUGCACUGAAUGUAUUGGAAACGAACUCAGAGGUGUCCGACAUGAAAGGACACGAAGAGCUGAAGGGGAAGACGUGGUAGAGCCUUUGCCCCCAGAUCCACCACGUAAGAGAAGACGAGUUCCGAGAGAGGACCAUCCCUGGAGAAGAAAGAAGGCUCGAACUGCUAUUAAACCACAGGCCCAACAGCAACGACUUCGCAAGACUUCAGCGACCUGUCGCAUCUGCAUUGAGGAGAAACCCUUAUCAGACUUCCCAAAUCCCGGACCAACAGUCCAAAGGGCAAUCAAAAGGGGAAUACUCUGGCAUACUAUUCCAUUGGGCGAUGUACCACCUCGUUGUGUUGACCACCUGACCGUGAACCGAAACAACAAGUCCGGCCCUGUUUGCCGCGAGUGCAUUGGUGCCUCGCUGCUGGCCAGUAUUGAUCUGAAAGGAGCAGAUCGAGUCGGCUGUCCCGACGAGAAUUGUGAUCAGUUGUUUGACCCAAUACACUAUGUGGCCAAGUACCUUUCAAGUUCAGAUUUUAACGCCUAUUCUGAGAAGCUGUUCGACACUUGGAGAAAGGUCAAUAAAAUGCUCCAAGAAUGCAUUAAUCCAGAUUGCAGAGCUACAGUUCUAAUAGAAAGUAACACGCCUGGAUAUCCACAUGUUCAGUGCGUAUAUUGUAAGAUGCACAUAUGUGUUUCCUGCAGGGUGGAAUGGCACAGAGGACAAACUUGUGUUGAAUACCGUUGGGAGCACGUAGACGAUGCAAAGUCCAAGGCGGAAAUUCAGGCAUUGAAGAAUCUACAGAAGCAAGGAGCAAGACGUUGCCCCCAUUGCUCUCUCGCAGUAAUCAAGGAUGGCGGAUGCCCGUCGAUGUGGUGCACACACUGCAACCGUGCCUUCUGGUGGGAGUCUGCUACCCGCGUAACGGCUGUCCAAUCUCGAAAGAUUACACGUGCGCAAAAGCGAGACGAUUCAGCAUCUGUUCCCCCGUAUUACAGGACCGCUGAAUGUGAGGCUGACCGAUUGGAGCGCCUUGAACGGGAACAAGCAACGAGAGCAUUGGAGGACACUAGUUCUACUCCGGCCGCUGCCUGAUUAUUUGCCGACACGGCAACAGUUAAAAUCACCGCCUGCAAAGUUGUUGGCAAAC